Messenger RNA from Amoebophrya sp. A25, 3316 nucleotides. The record is from the annotation of a GenBank genome assembly. Lineage: Eukaryota; Dinophyceae; Syndiniales; Amoebophryaceae.
AUACAAGUAAAUCUCAAGGUUUGAAUUUUUACCCUAGCACAUCUACAUCAGUCGUGAUAAAAAAAGGUUGCCCACAGCACCAAACCAAAUCUACAAAAAUGGGUCAAGCCUGCAGCUGCUGCGAGGACCGCAACAAGUCCGGAAACAAGGGCAUGAUGGCCAAGCCUGGUGGCGCAAAUGCGCGUAAAACAGCCUCUGGCGAGACUAAGCUGUAUGAACCCAGCCUCAAGUCAGAACUGACAUACGGUGGCACUGACACUGUCGCUGCGGGUCUCGUUUCUCUCUCGGACGACCGCCGCCCUGCAUUGGAUCUAUACUACGAACAGGAUGAUGCAGCAAGGUCAAUAUUCCAUUUGCAUUUUCUAUCUUUGUGCUUCCAAGUAUAGGCUGAGUGAUCAGCAAUUUUCAUUUUGCAUGACCGUUGAACAUUGAAUUGAAAGAAUUUUGCAUGAAGUAGAACGUCGACCAUUUCAAAUAUGGUGAAGGUGCACAUCAUGAUUAUCGUCAUUUUUUAAACACAAACAGGGGCUCGCAACAAGGGUCCAUGUACCGUCCGAGUGGCAUGGUUGACGAUGAUGCGACUGCCUUGCAGAGCUUCGUGCGUCAGUGAGGUACUGCAACGGUUGGAAAGAACAAGAUCUGGAGGGUACCGCAUACUAAGUUCACAUUUGUUAUAGUCGUUUCUUUUUCUUUUUGUUUUUUGUUUAGACACAUAGUUUUUUAAUUUGAAUAUUUAUAUAUAUGGCUGUUCAAUGUUCAUACUGGUGCCAACCCGGCUGGUCACCGGGGUCCCAUUGGGACAACAUUACCGCGCGAAACGUCGAAAGAUGACCUGCGCACUCCGGUACCCGUGGACGGGCCGGGGCUUGGCUCGUGGUUCUACGCUUACGGCCUGGCGACGUGGAUAGAGGAAGGCGGGCGCUGCACUCCGUCGCAGGGAACGCGCUCACGCUAGCGAACUGCGACGCGUCGCCGCUGGCCCUUCCUGGCGUGCGGUGCCCAUGUCUGGGCUUUCGGAUUGUGGGCAAGAGACUUCAGCGCGAGCCUUCGCGCGUGCUGGCCUGUGUUGGCUUCGCGGCCCCCUCGGCUUCUCUCUCCCUGGCGCGGAGGGUCUCCACCGGUCUCCACCACACCACUGCCGGCCAGGAGUGGCGCCUUUUUGACGCGCUGCCUCUGCUGCGUGAGCGCCUCGGCGUCUAGAGGGUGGGCGUCAGGUUUCACUGCGUCGCUUUAUUUGGUCUUGGUUUGCGCUACUUGGUGGGUUUACGCUUAUGUUAUACGGGGCUGCGGGUUGCGGUCUGUGAUGCAUUGGCCUUUCGGGAACUAAACGAGCGAGCUGCGAGCAGCGGCACUGCGCAGGAGUGCCGCCGCUCCCUCCUCGCGCACUUUGUGGCUGUGCAGGCCUGUUGCUGUCGUUGAGCUUGCGCUCCGAACUACGACGCUGCUCGCCGCGGGGGGGUCUGGUGCUUUGGGGCUGCCUUAGCGCGGCGCGCCGGCUUUCGACUAAAUGCCCCUGAUGAUGUUUCUCUAGCUGUUUCCACCGCUGCACUUGCUUACCUUUCUUCGGUGUUGGUUUGCGGCCUCCUGCCUCUCUUUACCAUGACGGCACCGGCAAACGCACCCGGGCCGCGGCGCCUCUUGUUAGGACUCUCCUGCAUUUGCCUAACGCGUCGUUGUGCUUCAGAUUCCGCCUCUUGGCCGUCUGUAGGUCUGUGGAUAACCGUCUACCCUUCUCCUAAUAAUAAUACUGGCGCCAAGAUAUAAGUAUAAAUAUGUUAGGUUGUUCAUAUUUAUUUUUAUCUGGAAUACAACGGGCACGGGCUAGACGAGUAUUUCAUAGUUCACGAGUACAAUGAAUCAUGAGUAGUUGUACAGCAGUAGCAAUUUUUAUACGCUGAUUCUUGGUGAAAGGUGAUCGUGAUGGAUAGAAGAAUGAUCCUCGUCUCGUAUUGUCUCAUUCUCAGGCAUAUGUUGCUGCUAGUGCUCCUUAGACGCAGACAUCUACACGGUCUCUGGAGUAUUGUUGAGGAAUGCUCGAACUUGCGGAUGAAAAUGAGAUGGAACAAUAAGUGGAGAUAAUUAAUGAUUGUAGCCAUCUGGUUCUGGCGGAUGCGACGGAGAUGAAUUAUUAUCUUGUCAACCAGAUGAUUGAAGAUGCUUUGUUUCAAAAUAAUUAAUGAUCAUAAGAAAACGAAAAGACUGACACGAUAAGUGGCUCUCCAAAAACGAUAGUUUGAAGAUUGAAGGACUUCUAGGUGAAUAAGGUGCUACUUAAGUGCAAAUGACCACUAAAUUUAAUCUGCAUUCUAGCCUUCAAUAAAGACCACAGCGAGGUUCGGACUGCUCGACUGCGAGGGACUUUUAGGAGCCGAAAAUCACUUGGUUCCCCACCCGGAAACAGAAGUUAGUGCUUAAGAGUACCCGGGUCCACCUUGGUUGAUUUGUGAGAAGUCUUUAAGAAUAGGACCGCAUUAUCGUGUCAUUCUGAUUCUCAAAAAAUUUCCUUUCCUAGAAACUCAUGAAAAAGAGGAGAAACCAUCUUGAAUGUUCAAUAUUACUCAGGAAGAACUAGAGGAAGAUGAUGAACCAAGAAAAAUAUCAGAAAUAGAAGCUGAAAUCGGGUAGACCUAAACUACCAUAGAAGCACGUCGCGGCAGCAGCACGAUGAUUCAUUCCUAAAGGGGGAAGUAUGCUCCAUAGUUGAUGAAAUACCAUAGAAGGCUGCCAAGCAGAAUUACGUGGAGGACUCCUGACGGACUUCGGGGAUUCCAAGAAAUAGAAUUUUCUUCCAUUCUUCAUAGUAGAUGGAAUUUUCAUGAUUCUCACUCUCUCACAUGUUCAUACUAGGAAUUUGGUAUGCUCAACAGAGGAAAUACAGAAGUGAUAAUGCAUUUUAUUUUUCGUAUAAUCGAUCAUAAUUGUCCUUAAUUAUACCCAGAAUGUUAUAAUUUACUAGUUCAUAAAUGAUGAUAGAUAUUACAAGCGCAAUCGCAACUGAAGUAGUAUGAAAAAAGGUAAGCGCCACACAGAUUCAGGAAAAGGAAAGGAGGUUGUUUUUGUUGUUGAUGUAGCUUGGAGAUGAUCAACAUCAAACUUCGAGGGCCGAGUGCAGUGAAUACGUUGGUGUCCAGUUCAAAAGUCGUCGAGAUAUGUAGACGAUAGUGCCAUCUUGUUUUCUACGAUCAUUAGUCGUCGAGAUAUGCAGACGAGCAUUACGCUAGACGCCACCUUCGUGUUCUCCGCAUUUAGACUUCUAGCAAGGAAGCAUGCGUUCUCCCGUUCGCAUUCGCGUCAGCAACAGAUGAAAGGUCUUGCU